Molecule: messenger RNA, 8274 nt
Organism: Engraulis encrasicolus (European anchovy)
Lineage: Eukaryota; Metazoa; Chordata; Actinopteri; Clupeiformes; Engraulidae
Gene: magi2b
Product: membrane associated guanylate kinase, WW and PDZ domain containing 2b
Exons: 23
Coding region: 201-4349 (1382 amino acids)
Biological process (GO): receptor clustering; signal transduction
Cellular component (GO): cytoplasm; dendrite; cell-cell junction
Molecular function (GO): type II activin receptor binding; beta-1 adrenergic receptor binding; signaling receptor complex adaptor activity
Source: RefSeq, a predicted model, not a curated record
UCCACCAUACCGUGGCGUAUUGCAGCCCCGAGUCAUCUGCGCUGGCUGCGUGUUUCAUGGACAGCCUACUAUCACUGGUGACCAGCGGCAGCCACCUGGAAUUAAAGGGCCCUGGACUGGUGACAGACCGGACCAGCGACGCUUAGGGCAUGAGCGACAGUCCCAUGGGCGCAUUUUUAAUAGGCUAGUCAUUUUUAGCGAUGUCAAAAAGCCUGAAGAAGAAAAACCACUGGACCAACAAAGUCCACGAGACGGUCCUCUCCAGGGGCAAGGAGGGAGAUCUGGGGUUCGAUUUGAAAGGGGGCGCGGAGAAUGGCCAGUUUCCAUUUUUUGGUGAAGUGAAACAAGGCAAGGUGGCCAUACAGACUGGCAAACUGUCCCAGGACGAGCUUUUGCUGGAGGUCAACGACACGCCGGUGGCCGGGCUCACCCUCCGGGAUGUACUCGCCGUAAUCAAGCACUGCAAGGAUCCCGUACGUCUCAAGUGUGUAAAGCAAGGAGGUGUAGUAGACAAGGAUCUCCGGCACUAUCUCAACCUUCGCUUCCAGAAGGGUUCCGUGGACCACGAACUUCAGCAGAUCAUCCGAGACAACCUCUACCUCCGGACGGUGCCCUGUACAACGAGACAGCCCAAGGAAGGAGAGGUUCCGGGGCUAGACUACAACUUUGUGAGUGUUGACCGGUUUAUGGAACUGGAGAAAAGUGGGGCUCUGCUUGAAAGUGGAACAUACGAAGAGAACUUCUAUGGCACGCCCAAACCGCCGGCCGAGCCCUCUUCCAUGCUCUUUAAUGUGACGGACCAGAUCCUGCCCGGAGCACGACCCAGCGCCGAGGGGAAGCGCAAGAGGAACAAGUCGGUCAGCAACAUGGAGAAGGAAAGCAUCGAGCCACCCGAGGAGGAGGAGGAAGAGAGCCCUGUCGUCAACGGUAACGGCAUCGCCAUAACACCAGAGUCCAGCGAACAUGAGGACAAGAGCACAGACGCCUCAGGGGAGGCUGCUCCCCCCUCGUGCCCGCCCGAGACCCCUACCCUGGCCGCGGCGGAGGUCGCCGAGGAGGAGGAGGGCGAGGCCCCCAAGUCCCCCGCCGACUCGCAGGACAACGACGAGCUGGGGCCGCUACCGGACAACUGGGAGAUGGCCUACACGGAGAAGGGGGAAGUCUACUUCAUAGAUCACAACACCAAAACAACGUCGUGGCUGGAUCCUCGGCUCGCUAAGAAGGCCAAGCCACCAGAGGAAUGUGAGGACGAUGAGCUUCCGUAUGGAUGGGAGAAAAUUGACGACCCUAUAUAUGGCAGUUACUUCGUCGACCACAUCAACAGAAGAACCCAGUUUGAGAACCCGGUCCUGGAGGCCAAGAGACGUCUCCAGCAACAGCAGCAGAUGCAGAGUCAGGGCCUGUCCGCCCUGCCCUUGCCCACCAUCUACAGAGAGAAGCCUCCGUUCACGCGUGACCCGACGCAGCUGAAGGGCACCUUCCUGUCCACUUCGCUGCAGAAGAGCAACAUGGGCUUCGGGUUCACCAUCAUCGGCGGAGACGAGCCCGACGAGUUCCUGCAAGUCAAGAGCGUCAUACCGGAGGGACCCGCCGCACAAGACGGCAAGAUGGACACCGGUGACGUCAUCGUCUACAUCAACGACAUCUGCGUGCUGGGCACCACGCACGCCGACGUGGUCAAGCUCUUCCAGUCGGUGCCCAUCGGCCAGAGCGUGACGCUGAUGCUGUGCCGCGGCUACCCGCUGCCCUACGACCCCGAGGACCCCUCGGCCGCCGCCGCCGCCGCAGCCGCAGCCAGCAACGCCGCCGCCAUGGGCCACCUGGGCAUGGAGCACCAGCUCCUGCUCAACGGCCGCAGCAACUACGACAACUACAUGGAGUACAUGUCGCUCACCGGGCGGCUGCCCGACCAGCAGACGCCCAUCCCCCACCCGGGCGACACGCACCUGGACGGCUCCCAGCCGCCUUCCCUCACCCCCGGUGGCAGUGGCGGAGCUGGUGCUGCAGGGCACGAGGACGCGGUGUCCAUGGCCAGUUCAGGGACUGCGGCGGCAGCGGCAGCGGCGGCGGCAGCAGGGGUCGUCGGCGGUGGGCAGGGAGGCGUGGAGCUGCUGAGCGUCACCAUCGUGAAGGGCACAGAGGGCUUCGGCUUCACCAUCGCCGACAGCUCCACGGGCCAGCGGGUCAAGCAGGUGCUGGACGCGCAGGGCUGCUCGGGGCUGUGCGAGGGAGACCUGAUGGUGGAGUUCAACCAGCAGAGCCUGCACGGCCUCAACCACAACCAGGUGGUGCAGCUGCUGAAAGACUGCAGCGUGGGGACCGAGGCAACACUCGUCAUACAGAGGGGGACCCCCACCAUCACCGGUCACUUCGCGCAUUGGGAUGGCUCUAAACAGUGGGAUCCGCAGUGUAGCCCCCAGACGGGCGUGGCCCAUGGGGCUCCUCACCCGUCCCAUGCCCUCCACCGCUCCUCCGUGCCCGACUCGGAAGCCUUCCACCUCAGCAAGCCCGACCCCUACGACCUCUACGAGAAGUCCCGCGCCCUCUACGAGAGCCGGCAGCCUUUGCUAUCUCGGCUUCCUUUCUUUUCAGAUGUAGCAGGACCCGAGUACCAGGAGGUGGAGGUCCAUCUGCUGCGGGAGAAGACCGGCUUCGGCUUCCGGAUCCUGGGCGGGGACGAGGCGGUGCAGGCUAUCGUCAUCGGGGCCAUCAUAGAGAACAGCCCUGCGGAGCGCGAUGGCCGGCUGCGUCCGGGGGACGAGCUGGUGUCCGUGGACCACAUGCCCGUCGGGGGCCGGCCCCAUCGCUACGUCAUCGACCUCAUGCACGCCGCCGCACGCAACGGACAGGUCACGCUCACCGUCAGGAGACCGGUGCAACCUCUAUCUGAGCUGUGCCCAGAGAACGGCGGUGGCCCGUCAGGGCUGGCUGGCGGCCUGCACAGCUCCCCCCGAGGCCACCACCCCCACGUGUGCCCCGUCAACCUGCCCCCCACCACAGACGUGCUCAUCAACCGCAAGGAGAGCGAGGGCUUCGGCUUCGUCAUCAUCAGCUCCCUCAACCGGCCGGAGAACACCACCACCAUCAUAGUGCCACACAAGAUCGGGCGCAUCAUCGAGGGGAGCCCCGCGGACCGCUGUGGGAAGCUGAAGGUCGGUGACCGCAUCAUGGCAGUGAAUGGGCAGUCCAUUAUCAACAUGCCACAUGCUGACAUAGUCAAGCUGAUCAAGGAUGCCGGCCUCGCUGUCACUCUCCACAUCAUCCCAGAAGAAGAGGGAGCCGGCCCGCACUCCGCCCCCACCUCGGAGAAGCAGAGCCCCAUGGCCCAGAAGCAGAGCCCCCAGACCCAGUCCAGCCCCGCAACAGCAGCAGCCGCAGCGGCAGCAGGAGCCGGAGCACACCCGAGCCCCUCCAGCAGUCAGCAGCACCCCCCUGCUACCAGCCAGCCCAGCCCACUGGUGACGGAGGCCAGCCCCACACUGGCUCAGGGCAGCCCCAUGGCAUCUGCCACGCAGCCCAGCCCGCCUGCCCCCACCACCACCACCCAGCCAGGCAUGGAGGUACCAACGCAGCCCACGCCCACCACCCCCCACCCGGUGUCUGUGGUGGACUCUAUGGUGGGUGGUGUGCCCAUGGCUGUGCCCAGUCAGGUCGGAUCUGUACCCGGACCCCCUCCUCAGCUCUACCUUCACGACAGCAGGUCGGAGGUGAAGGCUCGACAGGAUGUGAAGCCUGACAUCUGCCAGCCGCCGUACACGGACUACCGGCAGCCUCCGGUGGACUACAGGCACCCUCCUGUGGCCGACUACCGCCAGCCGCCCACCCUGGACUACCGCCACCCCCCGCCCCUCAUCGACUACCGGCAGCACCCUCUCACCGACUUCAGGCCACAGGACUACGACUACUUCACAGUGGACCUGGAGAAGAGUGUGAAAGGGUUCGGCUUCAGCAUUCGGGGAGGCCGGGAGUACAAGAUGGACCUGUUUGUGCUGAGGCUAGCGGAAGAUGGGCCAGCCAUACGCAGUGGGAGGAUGAGGGUCGGAGACCAGAUCAUCGAGAUAAACGGCGAGGGCACCAGGGACAUGAGCCACGGGCGGGCCAUCGAGCUGAUCAAGGCGGGGGGCCGGCGGGUACGCCUGCUCCUGAAGAGGGGCACGGGACAGGUGCCAGAGUACGGGGGAUGCUCCCUCCCCCCAGAAUACGGACUGGUACCUUCCAACCUCUCCAUGUGCAUGAAAAGUGAAACUCUAAGCUCCCCCUAUUUCUUCAUAAUGGGACACUCGAAAGAUACGAUGGUGCCGCCUCCUGGGACGCUGUCAAUGCAGCCUUCCUUACCCUGCCGGAAGUAGCAGGAGCGCCACACCAAAUCUCCAGGCCUCAGCCCUCAUCUCAUUCCAACACGCAUCCUUGACCUCUCCUCUGCAGGCGAUGAAAUUCCCUUUUCAGUUUGGUUUGUGCGUGUGCGAGUAAGUGUGAUGUGGUGGUGGAUGCGUUUAUGUGUGCCUUCAAAAAGAAGGGGCAUGUGUUUGUGUGUGAGUGAGUGUGUGUGUGUGUGUGUGUGCGCGUUCUCUUGUGUAAGCCGCAUUUCGCCAGCUUCUGGAGCAUGGCGGCUCUCUACCCAGGGUGGCAGGCCCACCCGUGGGCACCUAAACUGCAGCCGAAGAGAUGGAUGUGCCCACUACGCCUCUCCCCCGCCCGCUACAGCGCAGCGACACGCUGGAGUAUGGAUAAUUAGGGAACUAGAGGAGGAAAUGAGGACUCUGUCUGGCGCCUUCACUCCCUCCCUCUCUCUCUCCCUUCCUCUCUCCCUCACUGUGCAGCAUGCACCUGCAGACUUGCCUGAGCGCGGAUGUGAUUCAGUGUUGGGUGGGGUGGGGAAAAAGCUGGAUCCUGGACCUCAGGCACAGCAGCACCACAGGGGUAAACAAGCACGGAUGAGACAUUAGAAGGUAGCCCAAAACGAAUGGGACAAACUCUUCUGGAGGUGACUUACGUAGGAGGAGGACACAUGCUCCUUUUUUCACAAGAUGGAGGACACACAGCUCCUUUUCCCCAAGGGAGAUAUGCAUUAUGAGAUGCCAAACAAAGAGACACAGAAAAAGGCGAAAGCUCCCCUGGUCUGACUGUGUAAGAUGGGGGGAUGGCACGCUGCAUUGUUUUUCGUGCAAACCCAGAGAAGGAGGAAAUCCCUCAUUGUCAUCUUUAUCUUCAUGUUUUUUUCCUGUUAUGGAUUGCUUUCUCUACUAGAAUAUUAUUCUAGUCAAUUAAAAAAAAAACAUGUAUUUGUCUCUGGAAAGGAGACGAUACAUAACCGUGUAGCAUGAGAGGCCAGUCAAGAAUCCCAGUGGGGCAAAAUGCAAAUUGUGUAAUGAGUGUAAGAUAUUUUUGUGCUCACCUAUUCCAUGGGGAGCCAUCCAUAAGCAAGGCUUUUGUUGCAGUGACUCCGUGGAGUGCAGUGAAAUAUGAUCCCGGAGAAGGAAUGUUGAACGGUAUUACAAAUUCAUUUUGCGAUAUAUCAACUGCUCUGCCUUAAAAAGGAAUCCCUCAAGUGUUAGUAUCAUAUACGUAUACCAGGCAGUUUCAUAGACUUGCUGUGGUUUUUUAUUUACCUGUGCUGUGUCAUAUUACAUAUCAUUUUGGUGCGAAAAAAGGCAAACAAGCAAAACUGGAAGAACCUAAAUCAUGUCACAGACUUUCAAGGUGUAAUGUUGUAAAUUAUUACAUGUAAAUCAAGACCAAUUUUAAAAAUGCAGUUUGUAUGUGUAGAUAAUCUUCUUAGAUUACAUAUCAGACAUAUUUGAAUGAAUUCCAGACUGAACUGCAAGUGGGCUCACCUUGUACUAACUUCCCGAGUUUUGAAAAGUGAUUGGGAAACAUUUGUUCUCUCUGGUUCGUGCUUUAUGUACCACACCACUUUUAGGGCCAAAACCACUGUUCCAAUCUGGCAAACCUCUCUAAUUUGUUCCUCAGAAACUGUGUUGUUGUAUGUCGUUGAGGAGAAAUAGGAAGUACUACAUGUAGUCAAGUUGGAGGUAAUGAUUUCUCCUUUUUUUACUUUCUGCUUGUGUCACCUCUACAAUAUCAAAUGCGCAGUAGUGAACCUCCAGAACUAUUUUCAUGCUGUUUUUUUCUUGUGGUUUCCAAAGACCAAACAGGAUGAGAAGAUGAGAAAACAGAAGAAAAAAAAUUAUAAUAAAAGAAAAGAAAAUAGAUGCAGUGAGUCAGGCUAGGCCAGGCCAGGCCAGACGAUGUUGUUAUUGUGCAUACUUCCGUUGAGUUCAGAGAAGCACUUGACAGAGCAGAGUGCCUUAGGAGGAAGACUAAUGCAGAAUAAGGGUAUUGGAGAGCCCAGCGUGACAGAAAAGACAGAAAAGUAUGACAAAUACUACCCAGAGCAAACAAAAACACAAGGUCAAAUUCGAGAAACAGGACGACUGUGUGAAUACACAAUACUGAAUAUUAUUCAGUCCGCUCUCUCAAUCCAACUUUUCAUUUACAAAAAAAAAAAAACCCUGUCUCAGCAGCAGAUCAGUUCAUUCAUAGCUGCAUGUGUUGAAAUAGGCCUACGCCACAUUGGACUGACGACCCCACGCUCAACCCUCACUUAAAAUAGACUCCCUUGUCUGCUUUGUUGAUUGUCUUUUUCAGAGUAUCAUUUUGUGCUCCGAGUGCAACCCAGUAUAUUUUAAGGCUAGUCUGUGUUACUGGAGCUUCCAAGCCACUCGGCCUAAAGCCCCAUCAUCACCCAUUAACAUCAUUUUUACCUUUUCUUUGCUGGAACAGAGGCCAAUGAUGAUGCUGCGGCGCGAGCUGAACUAUAGGCUGUCCAUGGUGCCUUUGGCCCUUGGGGGCCCCAGUGGGUACUGUACCGACCGACCGACACUGCUGAAGACAUUGUCCAACAGACAUAUACGUAUUUGGGACUCACUGUUACAGUGUACUGUAGGUGGCUAAGUGAAUUGCUUCAUCACAUUUGACCAUAAAUAACUCAGAAAAUCGCAGGUUACACAGGCUCACCAUUAGUGUUUUCUAUAGAUUGGCUUGGCUUGUCAUGGACGAUGUCAGCAACUCUCUCUCUCACACACAUACACAGCUUAUUUGUAUCGCGUCUGCUUGAUGAUUGAAGGAAAAAAAAGAUUUUUACUUUCUUGUUACCAUUUUGAGCAUGACCCUAGAGAUUAAUGUUGCUGCUUCUUUUUCAAGUUUGUGUCAAAGGAUUCAGAAUUCUAUCCUCCCAGGACCCAGAAUUCUGUUCAAACCCCAAAAAACAUGACAGAGGAAGGAGCACCUACGGCUCUCUCCAGCAAUUGUCACUCAUAAUCAAGGUGCCAAUUACUCUGUCACUGUAGUAUAUCGAACUCACAGGUAGUGCAAAAGCUGAGAAAUAUGUAUUACCAUAUUUUGCCUAUCGACAAUAUAAAUCAGUUUUAAGUAAGUUGUAUUGUAUUGAGUGCCAAGGAUGCAGAAAACAACAACCAUCCAUGACGGAGUAUUUUUUCCACAGAAUACUUGAACGCUUGAAAUCUGGUUUUUUUUUUCUCUCUUCCUGUCAGUAAUCUCCUGUCGAUUUUUUUCCCCAGCACAAAAACGUACAGUAUUACUCCAGUCAUAGGUACUUUAGAUUCAGUGCAAUGUGGUAGACAUAAGCUCAUUACUGCUGUUUACAUGAGACAGAGAAAAAGCAUAUAUUGCACAGCUCAUAGCUUUUACUGUUGAAGCUGUUUCCUGCCUGCUGUGAAAAAAAAGUUUUUUUAUUCUGAGAAAAUAUUGAAUCUGUGAAAGAAGGCAAGCUCAAGAGGCCCCCGACUCAGAUCGAUAUUACUGUGUAGUGUUAGAUGUGUAUUUAACUUGUACAGCUGUAUUCCUAUAAAUAUGAUUUAAUGUAUUACCGAUAGUUUCAAAACACUAAGUGAGCAAAUAUUUUUAUGAAAUGCUACAGUGUGGAUAUACAUUUUUGCUAAGAUCUUGUUUACUGUAUAAUAUUCUGAAAUACUGUCAAAUAAACCCUUGACCUGGUGUAAAGUAUUCAUUUUAUAUACUCCGCCAUAAUAAUUAUGUGUCCAGUUGUCUGAAGUGUGAGAAAUUAAAACAGGUAAGGUGGUGCCGGGGGAGUUUAUUGAGUUAAAGUAUGCCAUUGUUACACAAUGAAAUUCUUAAGGGAAAGGUUAGACGUCUGUGUUUUCAGCUGCUCAUCCAGUUCAUGGAAUUCUGAAACCAUCUUGUGGUUAUUUUUGUAAUGAACUUCAAUAAAGGUCACUUAUUGUGCUUUAAAAA